ACAAAGGGCCCGCGCGCAGCCGCCGCCGCUGCGCGAGGAGCCAGGAUGGUCCUGGUCCACGUCGGCUAUCUCGUGCUUCCAGUGUUUGGCUCUGUGCGAAACAGAGGUGCCCCCUUUCAAAGGUCUCAGCAUCCUCACGCUACCUCCUGCCGCCACUUCCACCUGGGCCCCCCGCAGCCGCAGCAGCUAGCCCCGGACUUCCCGCUGGCCCACCCCGUGCAGUCGCAGCCGGGCCUCAGCGCCCACAUGGCCCCGGCCCACCAGCACAGUGGCACGCUGCACCAGUCGCUGACCCCGCUGCCCACCCUGCAGUUCCAGGACGUCACAGGUCCCUCCUUCCUACCUCAGGCCCUGCACCAGCAAUACCUGCUGCAGCAGCAGCUCCUGGAAGCUCAGCACCGCAGGCUCGUCUCGCAUCCCAGGCGGAGUCAGGAUCGAGUGUCUGUCCACCCCCACCGCCUUCACCCCAGCUUCGAAUUUGGCCACCAACUGCAGACACCUCAGCCCCGGUAUCUGGCUGAGGGCACUGACUGGGAUCUCAGUGUGGACGCCGGCUUGAGUCCUGCCCAGUUCCAGGUGCGGCCCAUCCCUCAGCACUAUCAGCAUUACCUGGCAACUCCUCGAAUGCACCACUUCCCCAGAAACUCCUCGUCCACACAGAUGGUUGUCCAUGAAAUUCGAAACUACCCUUACCCGCAGCUUCACUUCCUCGCCCUCCAGGGACUAAAUCCUAGCAGGCACACCUCUGCUGUUCGGGAGAGCUACGAGGAGCUGCUGCAGCUCGAGGACAGGCUGGGAAACGUGACCAGAGGCGCUGUACAAAACACCAUUGAGAGGUUCACCUUCCCCCACAAGUAUAAGAAGCGAAGACCCCAGGACAGCAAGGGCAAGAAAGACGAAGGGGAGGAGUCAGACACAGAUGAGAAAUGCACAAUUUGUCUGUCUAUGUUGGAGGAUGGGGAAGAUGUGAGACGCCUACCUUGUAUGCAUCUCUUCCACCAACUGUGUGUGGACCAGUGGCUCGCCAUGAGCAAGAAAUGCCCCAUCUGCCGAGUGGACAUUGAGACACAGCUGGGAGCCGACAGCUGAGGGAGGAGCUAGCCAGUGGACGCCCCGUUUCCUUCACCAGGUCCCCCCCACGGCCAUAGCCCUUGCAGCCAAACUUUGCCUUCUGAGCCAUUUGACGUAGAGAAGAAGCCUGCAAGCACAUUUUUGUUUUGUUUUGUUUUGUUUUUUGUUUUUGUGGAAAGAGGAGUUGGUAGCGGUGUCUGAGGGAGAGGAGGGUUAGGGUGGGUCCUCCCACCCAUCCGGAAUGGUGACUGCCUCAUCGCCUUGCUGUGCAGCGGGGAGGGAGCUGGCCGUGCCCAGAGCAGGGGCGGGAAGGGGGGACCCUAGCUGCCGAGGACCGGAUGUUAUCGCGAGGGUACUAGCUGGCGAUCGGCCCCUCAAUCCUGCCCUUUGAGGGAUUGUGUAUAUACCUCUUGACCACGUAGAAACCAUGUAGGGGUCUCUAGCUAUUCUGUGGAUGGCAGCCAGAGCAUGUUAGCUUAAGAAAAAUGUCGUGUGUGGUGCUCUCGUCAUCUGUGGUGGACAUGUCGCUAUUACUGAACUCGCACCAAAUAUUUCUCAUUGAGUUUCUUGUUUUGGUGCCUGACCCAACCAACCAACCAACCAACCUACCAACCUACCAACCUACCAACCAACCAACCAACCAACCAACCUACCAACCUACCAACCGACGACAGCCCCAAUCUUCCCAUCUUUAUGAGCGAAA
This is a messenger RNA of Mus pahari (shrew mouse), 1774 nucleotides long. RefSeq names its product ring finger protein 165 (gene Ark2c). Gene Ontology annotation, biological process: motor neuron axon guidance; positive regulation of BMP signaling pathway. Gene Ontology annotation, molecular function: zinc ion binding; ubiquitin protein ligase activity. The record is from RefSeq and is a predicted model, not a curated record. NCBI's taxonomy places the organism in Eukaryota, Metazoa, Chordata, Mammalia, Rodentia, Muridae. The transcript has 8 exons. The coding region runs from base 46 to 1089 and encodes 347 amino acids.